Meloidogyne enterolobii is the source of this 675-nucleotide messenger RNA. Lineage: Eukaryota; Metazoa; Nematoda; Chromadorea; Rhabditida; Meloidogynidae. The record is from the annotation of a GenBank genome assembly.
AUGUAUGGGGUAACACUGAGCUUAGGAAUAUGGUUGGGAUUAGAGGUCGGCAAAAUCGCACUUUCGGGAUCCCGAGCAGACAUUCGAAACCAUAAUAUCGACUUAAUGGCCAAUUCACAAGCAACUUAUACCGUCUUUGAAUCAGACUGCCCAAUGUUGUCAGAUUUGGAAUUAAGUGAAUCAUCUCUACUUAGAUUGGAUGAGGAAGACGAUGAUGAUGAUAGAACGGCUAUUAUUGGGUGGAUAUUGAAUGAAAAUGGCUAUCCUCGAACCUUCCGUCCAGACGAGUCUGUAAUAUUAGAUGGACCUAGUUUAGGAAUGGAUUUGCCAGUAAUUACAAGUCCAGAACCUGAAGACGAAGAAGAUUUGGCAGAAACACCAAUGGCUGAAACAAAAAAUUUUACAAAUGGAUUAAUAAAUUUAAAAUCUGAAAAUAGACAAAAUAGAAGUCAUUUGAAAUUAGAAGGGCUUGAACAAGGAAAUAAAGAAGAGAAUAAAUUGCCAAACAAAGUGAUUGCUGAUGGAAAGAUCGUCGUUGACAAUGCUUGUUAUUUGAGAACAACAAAUGUUUCAAACAGCCACAAUAAUAAUGCAAAUCCUCACCGAGAAGAAAAAGCGUCUAGUAAAGAAGAGAAGAAGACAAGGGCAAGUUUAUUUGGAGGGGGGGGGGGCUGA